AUGCACUGCACUCUUGAGCGGGAGCUCAGUAAAUUUUGGGAAGUCGUAGAACUUCCACACCAGCGUACGCUCUCUCCAGAUAAAAGGCUCUGUGAGGAGCAUUUUCUCGCAAACUAUUCGCGCGGUGACAACGGGCAAUAUAUCGUGCGGCUCCCGUUCAAAAAAGGUCCGCCUAUUGAGAUCGGUGAGUCUCGUGUUAUAGCAAAUCGUAUAUUAGCCACACUGCAUCGACGAUUAAAUCGCAAUCCCGAUUUGAAGAAAGAAUAUUGCUCAUUUCUCGCGGAGUACGAACAACUCGGUCAUAUGGAAAAGGUUGUAGCUACUUCCGCUAAUACGUCACUCUCGCAAAUAGUCUAUAUCUCUCACCAUGCAGUUGUACGAGAGUCAAGUUUGACCACGCGUAUCAGAGUAGUCUUCAAUGCCUCCAGUAUCACAACUAAUGGUACCUCACUCAAUUCGCAUCUGUUGCCAGGUCCCAAGUUUCAAACCGAUAUUUUCGACGUCUUGUUACGUUGCCGACAAUAUCAAUAUGUGUACACGGCAGAUAUUGUCAAAAUGUACAGGCAAAUCCUGAUAGAUCCUCGCGACCGAGACUAUCAACGCAUUCUAUGGAAGGCUGAGGGCGAGACAACGCCACAAGAAUACCGGUUGCAAACCGUGACUUAUGGCACCGCCUCAGCCCCCUAUCUAGCCUUAAGAGUCAUUCAGCAGUUUCUCCAUGACUAA
Molecule: messenger RNA, 726 nt
Organism: Solenopsis invicta (red fire ant)
Lineage: Eukaryota; Metazoa; Arthropoda; Insecta; Hymenoptera; Formicidae
Exons: 1
Coding region: 1-726 (241 amino acids)
Source: RefSeq, a predicted model, not a curated record